GACGUAUGCUGCAUGUUCAGCAACAAUUAAUGAGUUCUUGACACGAAAUGUCGUGUUACCAAUUAAAAGAAAUGAAAUAUCGUGUAAAUCGUCCCUUAUGAUAGUGAUGUAAUAUAAGAACGGUGCCAGAAGUCAAUCACGUGCCUUAGUUUCCCCAUUCCAUAUUUAAAUUGACCAAUUUAAUCUGUCCAAUCUUGAGAUGCGGUAAUUUGUAAACUAUUAUGUGGUGUGAAUGUUUCUAAGAUGUCUAUAUGGGUGGGCAGUGGCUGCGGUGGCGGCGAGGUUUGCGCCCCCCCAGCCGCCACUGUCCUGUCUGCGAAUACCUCAAUGGAGUCUGGCAUUGAGGCUGGGGUGCUUCCGACAGUUACUGGCUCACUGGCCUCCGCCCGGGAUUCGCUUGGUUCAUUGUCACGGGCGGCCGAACACCUCUAUGACACGGAUCAUACAGACCUUGGCAGCGAGCUCGAUGAGGCUGAAAUACGACGGGAGUUGAUGCACGAUAAAUGGCGGCUGCUUUUCGAUCGGUUCGAUCCGGAGGGUUUUGGUGAGAUCCCGUGGCCAGAUUUCCUUCAGACCCUUCAACAUCCCGAUUUUAUAGCGCAGGUGCCGCAUCACAAACGUGAGAUCCUGUUGGAUAAGGCAAAAAGUUCGAGCAGCCCGUCCAUUACUUUUCAAGAAUUUGUUAAUGUGAUGAGUGGCAAAAGAACUCGUAGUUAUAGAUGCGCAGUACAUCAAAGAGACCGAGAGGUCAGCUCCGAGAACGACUUCCAUCUUCUUCUUGAGGACCCCACUCUAUUCGCCAGGAUGGUGCAUUUAGUAGCAAUGGAAGUGCUCCCUGAAGAGCGGGAUCGCAAGUAUUACCAAGAGAGGUAUACGUGCUGCCCUCCACCACUGUUUAUCAUCUGCGUUACUCUAUUAGAGCUGGGUGUGUUCGCGUGGUACUCAUGGGGUACAGGAGGCGUGGCUGCAGCGGCUGGUCCCGUGCCCGUCGACUCUCCCCUGGUGUAUCGCCCAGACAGACGCCGCGAACUUUGGAGGUUUUUCACCUACAGUGUCGUACACGCUGGCUGGCUUCAUCUCGCAUUCAACCUCCUUGUACAACUUGCGGUGGGUUUGCCGUUAGAAAUGGUUCAUGGCGCAGCGCGUUGUGGGGCCGUUUACUUAGCGGGUGUCCUGGGUGGCUCAUUGGCCGCUUCAGUACUGGACCCCGACGUCUGCCUCGCGGGAGCAUCUGGUGGGGUUUACGCAUUAUUGGCUGCUCACUUGGCAAACGCCUUGCUGAAUUUCCACGCUAUGCGCUAUGGCGCUGUGCGAUUGGUAGCCGCGCUUGCGGUUGCCUCGUGUGACGUCGGCUUUGCCGUACACGCUAGAUAUACUAAAGAAGCGCCACCCGUAUCUUACGCGGCACACGUAGCAGGUGCUCUAGCGGGGUUGACCAUUGGUCUCCUAGUCCUGAAGCACGCCCAACAGCGUCUAUGGGAACGCUUGCUUUGGUGGGCGGCGCUCGGCGCUUACGCGGCCUGUACCCUAUUCGCCGUCCUAUACAAUAUAUUCAGCGGGCCCGUAGAUGAACUGCAUUACAUGCCUCCAGACCCACCACCCGAUGUCGCUGGCUUUUGAUCACACAAUACUCAAAUGGCGCAAACGUUUUCCCGUCCAUAUUAAUAAUAAAUUAAUUUAAGGGCAUCUUAUUUGAGAUGCGUUUAAUCGUACCGAAAGAUAAAGUAAUUUUUGAUUGAGUAUUAGUGAAUGAGUGUUUAGGAUGGGAUUGCUUCGUUUGCGCCAGUUUCGUCGCGGUACCAGUGACCGGUCACAAACGCCUAGUCAAUUUACCUUAGUGUGAUACGAUACGAGGGGUCGCACCGUCUUUGUUUUCGCUGACGCAAGUUAACACUUGUUGAGCUAUUUUUAUAGUAGGUAAUUGCAGUUUUGUUUCUCCAAAGCCCCCUCGCGAUACUUAAGUGUUAAGUAGUCCUAAUUAUAUAUAGGUGAACUAUUUUUGUACCUAUCAGCGUCCGUAGUAUUAGGUCGAAGGCGUUACCGCAUAUGUUCCCACGUGGCGUGGCGACCGAGCUAGAUUCAGUACAAUACGGGGAUAAUCUAGCCGGCGCCAUUUUGUCAACACAUCACACCAAAGAUUAGAAUAAAAUGGCGUCCGUACACCGCUGGUGAAGUUACGUUCUACGUAUAUUUGCUAUUGUCCAAUUUAAUUGCUCAGAAAUUAUCAAGUGAUAUUAACAUUUGAUUGCUCAAUCGCAAUGUUUUCGAUGAUUACGCUCAAUAGUGAGUUUUUUGUUUUGUGGGAUCAAUAAUUACAUAUAAGUUUAGGGCGGGCGACUGUGCAGAUACUUACAUUUCUUUUAUUUUCAACUACUAAAUGUAUUUACUAAUUAAAUAUUAUUGUUUUGAAAUAAGCCAGUUUAAAUCCAGACACAAUAAUUGUUAAUAAAGAAGCCGCCCGCCCUACUAGCAAUUUUCGUGUACCGACAUGGUAUGCUUUUAAUAACUUGCUUCACAAGUACAUAGAUUUAUUAUAAAUGUGCCUGAUUCCUAUUAUUAUAAAAUUGUAUAAUUUUAAUUGUAUUGUAAUCAAAUAAUGUCAGAAACCGACUGAUUUUGUAUAAAUUAUUGCAGAAUGUUUUUGUUUAAUUUAUUUUAAAAUUAUUUUAAGUGCGAAUUGAAAUAAUUAUAAUUAUGUGAUUAUAAAAUAAGAAUACGCAUUAUAAGUGAAUGAUGAAUGAA
This is a messenger RNA of Pieris rapae (cabbage white), 2742 nucleotides long. RefSeq names its product rhomboid-related protein 3 (gene stet). Bases 244 to 1620 code for a protein of 458 amino acids. The record is from RefSeq and is a predicted model, not a curated record. Lineage: Eukaryota; Metazoa; Arthropoda; Insecta; Lepidoptera; Pieridae. The transcript has 10 exons. Gene Ontology annotation, molecular function: serine-type endopeptidase activity. Gene Ontology annotation, cellular component: membrane.